AAAUGAAAUCCGAACAAGGCUUCACAAUUGACAGAGAAGGGUGGACAGAAGAAGAAGAAGAAGAAGAAGAAAAAGAUAAAAUGCAAACUUGCAGAAACUUGGUUAGACCUUGGAGCUCUCUCUCAUGUCUGUCCUUCAUUUAUUGAUUUUGCUCAUCGCGUUGGGGUUGGGGUUUCUUGGUUUCAACUCUGGUCUCGUAAUUGCGGUCGAAUUCUCACAUAGGAGGCUCGCAGAAGCUCCCUGUCCUUUGAAUUUCAAUGUUUUACGUGACCUUGUUCACAGUUCGAACGGGCUCGACCUUCCCGAUGUCUCCACCAAGUGCCAAUUCGUUCUUCAAGGUCUCCGUCUGGUUGAAUCCUUGUAUCUUCAAACCAGUGGGUUCUUCCUCCCUCCGUUAAAUGCCUCUGAGUCUUGUUGGGAUUCAUACCAGUCCUUAAUCAAUGAAAUCAUCCCCGACUUCGACAUUCUCAUUUCUUGCGGCUUCCAGACCAGCUGGAUUUCUGAGGGUUGUAUGAAUAUUAGGUCUCGUACGCAGUUUGAAUCAAUAAUUCCCGAGUCCGCUUUGCUGGACGUCGAGCAUUACUGCAACCAGGCCCUUGAGAAUGGCUCUCCCUGCGCUUCGUGCACUACAAUUCUGUCCAGCCUCCAAGCAGCUUACUUGCGCGGCCCUCAAGUUGGGAACGUCUCGGCCUGUACUGGAUACCCGUCAAUCUAUGCUGCCGGUAACGUUAAUCGAUUUGGGCCGACUGACAAAGGGACUGCCAUGUGUUUGUUCUCUCUAUAUUUAUCUUCCUCUACUUCGAGCAACAACAAUCGCAAUACCCUGAUUAUUGGGGUUGUGAUAGGCGGUAGUGUUGGCUUGCUGGGUGUAGUUGUGGGCUUUCGGUUUAUGAGGAGAAGAUAUAAGAAAUGGAGGAAGAAGAGGAAGAUGUUUGUUAAAAUUUCUCGGGCGAGUUCAUUUUCGGGGUUGGAAUUGAUAAGUGCGAGUACGACUCUUAUUAGGUUCACUUUCGAUGAAAUCAAACAGGCUACGAGGAAUUUUUCAAGGGAUAACAUAAUUGGCAAGGGAGGCUACGGUAAUGUUUAUAAGGGAAUUUUACAGGAUGGAUCUGAGGUUGCAUUGAAGAGGUUUAAGAACUGCUCUGCUGCCGGAGAUGCCAGCUUCAUCCAUGAAGUUGAGGUUAUUGCCUGUGUUAGGCAUGUAAACCUUAUUGCUCCCAGAGGAUACUGUACUGACACUACUCCUCUCGAGGGUCCCCAGCGGAUCAUCGUAUUCGAUUUGAUGCGCAACGGAAGCCUUCAUGACCAUCUGUUUGGAUCAACAGACGAGAAGCUUAGCUGGCCAAUCCGACAGAAAAUUGCACUUGGGAUGGCGAGGGGCUUGGCUUACCUGCAUUACGGGGCACAACCAGCCAUCAUCCACAGGGAUAUUAAGACUAGUAAUAUCCUAUUGGACGACAUGUUUGAACCCAAAUUGGCUGACUUUGGCUUCGCCAAGUUGACACCGGAGGGGAUGACCCAUCUGAGCACCAGGGUGGCCGGGACACUGGGUUAUGUUGCCCCUGAGUAUGCCCUGUAUAGGCAUUUAACCGAGAGAAGUGAUGUUUACAGCUAUGGGAUUGUGCUUCUUGAACUUCUGAGUGGGAAGAAGGCAAUUGUUAGUGAUAAUGAUGGCGGUACCUCCCUUGUGGCGGAUUGGGCUUGGUCCCUGGUGAGAGAAGGGAGAGCUUUAGAUGUCAUCAAAGACGGCAUGCCUGAGUUGGGUGCUGAAGAAGUCAUGGAGAAGUACGUUCUGGUUGCUGUUCUUUCUUCUCAUCCGCAUUUAUAUGCUAGGCCAACUAUGGAUCAGGUUGUGAAGAUAUUGGAGACUGACCUGCCCGUUCCCUCAAUACCAGAACGUCCUAUUCCUCUUGUAGCAGAGAUUGGUGGUAUUGAGAGAUCAGUGAAUGGUAAUGGCUCAGGUCAGUUGUCUAGUUCUGCUCUACCCCUAAAAAAAGUUGUCUAGUUCUGCUGGCUAACAGUGUCUUUGAGGGCAACAAUCCUAGUUUCGAGAAGAGGAAACCUCAGUACUGGAGAACCAAACAUCGGAGUAAGAUGAUUUGACCUGAAGUGAUCAUCACCAACUCUCCAAUAAUUGCUUGCUUC
Telopea speciosissima is the source of this 2145-nucleotide messenger RNA. Its product is annotated as probable LRR receptor-like serine/threonine-protein kinase RKF3. The coding region runs from base 125 to 2005 and encodes 626 amino acids. Gene Ontology annotation, biological process: protein phosphorylation. Gene Ontology annotation, molecular function: ATP binding; protein kinase activity. The transcript has 2 exons. The record is from RefSeq and is a predicted model, not a curated record. NCBI's taxonomy places the organism in Eukaryota, Viridiplantae, Streptophyta, Magnoliopsida, Proteales, Proteaceae.